CGCAGAGUGCCGCGACAACCGGCGGCGGCCCGACGACAACUCGCGCGCCGCUGGUCCCCGCGUCGACACUCGCUGGUCCCCGAGGAUCGAUGCAGUCGCAGUCGAAAUCGUGAGCUGCCGCAAGAGUCGCGCGAUCGCCCGCGAACGCCAGGUGCUGUCAGUCCUGAGAUAAACGAGGGACUCACGAGUGAGUGAACGCGUCGUCCAGAGGCGCUGUCGAAGAGAUCGCGAUAAACGGCGCGGCCCGUCCUCGGUUGUCAUUCCAUAUUCCUUUCCACGGUUCUGACAGAAUUAGAAAUAAACUAAAGGAUACAUUGAGUAUACAGCGGUGCAUUGAGGAUACAGGUGCUUCGUAUAGUGAUUGGCAGAUCGCGAAUAUAUCGCGGCGGGAAUAUCGCAGCGAUAUAUCGAUCGAUCAACGACCCUUGAGAUCGAGAAGACCCGCGCGAGAGAGGAGCGCGACUACCUUUAUGAGAGAUUGCUUCUAAGCAUAGUGAAAUUGAAGAAAGAAGAAUCAAGGCAGGAGAAUCAACUAGGGAGUAAUUAAAAAGACAUUAAGCUUGACACAUGCUAGUCAAUAGGAAUAUCGAGGAAAAUAUUUCACACUCGUAUAAGAUAGAGGACGAUCGACAAGUUCUGGAUCUUCCGAAGCUACGAAGUUAGCAACGUAUUCGUUUUGACGUAUCAUAAGCGAUUUCAAUCUUUCCUUGUGAAGACGCACGUCGAAGAGGAAGGGAUAUCAUUGAAUCAAUAAUUCUCGUCUUAUCCUUCAGGCGAUUGAAGUCACCAAUGGUUUUCCUCACGCUUCUGCGGUAAUCUAUUUCACGUGUCGUUUUAUGGCCGUAUUGAAGUGAGAAGUUAAUAGAAGUGGCCUUCGAGGUCGGUCGAGGCCGAAUGGAACCGUUGGAUCGGAAUCUCGACACCUUCGGCACGGCCGGAAUGAUGGACGGCACGUGGUUGAUGCACCUCACGGAGAACGCUACCAGCAGCACGCUCGUCGAUGAGGAACUGUCAAGAUUUCCGAAGCCCUUGAGGACCUUCGCGGCGGUGGUGGCGAUCAUCAUCAUGAUCAUUGGCCUGGCUGGCAAUUUAUUGACGAUCAUCGCUUUAUGCAAAUAUCCCAAAGUGCGCAACGUCGCCGCCGCCUUUAUCAUAAGCCUGUGUGUCGCGGACUUCGUGUUCUGUCUGCUUGUGCUGCCGUUCGAUUCCAUCAGGUUCAUUAAUGCCAGCUGGGCGGACGUAGGAUUCUUGUGCGUGCUGGUGCCCUUUCUGCGCUACGGAAAUGUCGGCGUUAGCCUUUUAUCCGUCGCGGCUAUCACUAUCAAUAGGUACAUCAUGAUAGCUCACCACGCAAUAUACGGCAGGGUCUACAAGAAGUACUGGAUCGCUGCGAUGAUAAUCUUCUGCUGGAUAUUCUCCUAUGGAAUGCAGAUACCUACGUUAUUGAAAGUGUGGGGUAAAUUCGACUACGAUCCUAAUCUGGAAACCUGUUCCAUCGUUAAGGACAGUUAUGGCCGUACUUCUAAGACGUUUCUCUUCGUCAUGGGCUUCCUGAUACCAUGCGUGGUGAUAGUCGGUUGCUACGCCAAGAUAUUCUGGGUGGUGCACAAGUCCGAAUCGAGAAUGCGAAAACACGCGGGACCGACGAUCAAGUCACCUCACACUCCCGGAAGGGACAUCAAGGAGAUCAAGCAGAAGCGCAGCGAAUGGAGGAUCACCAAGAUGGUGUUGGUGAUUUUCCUCAGCUUCCUCGCGUGCUAUCUACCGAUCACCAUUGUCAAAGUGACCGAUCCGGAAGUCAGAUAUCCCGAGUUUCACGUUUUGGGAUACUUGCUGCUGUACUUUGCAUCGUGCGUGAAUCCGAUCAUCUACGUGAUCAUGAACAAGCAGUACCGGCAAGCGUAUGCCGGUGCGAUCGGUUGCUCGUGGAUAAGGGUGAGCCUGACCCCGUAUGGCAGCAGCGCGCCGGGUGCUGGUCUUCAGGCUCAGCAGGACUUCGCCCAAGACUAUUCAAAGGACUUCAGCAAAACGAUGGUGUCAACGGUCUCUAUUGCCAUGAAUCCUGUGAGAAAUUCGCAGUUUCAAGAGGAACCGUGAAAGAUCGAGUCAGCAGCUGAUGUCGGCGACUUGAAGAGAACAGAUGUCCCUUGUCGCAGAAAGAAGAGACGGGAAGGAACAGGAGGAAGGAGCUGAAAUGCUUGUAACAGCAAGACUGUGUUACCGAGCCUUUUCUCGCAUGAUCUUCGCACCUAGAAAGAACCUUGUUUAUUACUAGGGAACAGCACUUGUAAACUAUUCGUUCGCUAAAGAACGAAAGUUGGCGAAGAUUAUAUUAUUGCACGCGUAUUUAAUUUUCGGGGCAUUUUCGACAGAUUAUUCGCCGAAUGCCGACUUUCUACCAAAGGUUGUCAUACAAAACAAUUAUGUAUUGUAAAUAGAAUGCGAUUCGUAUUAUCUUCGAUAUAUUUAAGAUACGAAUAACAAUUAAAACUACAAUUAUAACAGACUGCUGUAGUUAUUUUGUUAUGUAUUUUAUUACGCAACUUGUAAAUUUAUUGGCGCAGCCAAUAGAAAAAUCAAAGAUUAAUAAUAUAAAAGAAUGUUAUAUAUAUAUUGUAAUAUAUGAGUCUUCCAACAAAAUAUUUAAACAACCUUGUUUUAACAUGUUUCGCCGUCUCCUGACUACUCGUCGCCAAUGUAUUUUAGCCUAAUAUUUGCACUCGCUUAUAAAUGUUGGCUAAGCCACGUUCUAGGAUUUCCCACUGUCAGCAA
This is a messenger RNA of Odontomachus brunneus, 2772 nucleotides long. RefSeq names its product G-protein coupled receptor moody-like (gene moody). Lineage: Eukaryota; Metazoa; Arthropoda; Insecta; Hymenoptera; Formicidae. The transcript has 9 exons. Bases 895 to 2097 code for a protein of 400 amino acids. Gene Ontology annotation, molecular function: G protein-coupled receptor activity. The record is from RefSeq and is a predicted model, not a curated record. Gene Ontology annotation, cellular component: membrane. Gene Ontology annotation, biological process: G protein-coupled receptor signaling pathway.